AUGUUAAAAUCAAUUUUGGGUGAUCCAAAUGUUAUGACAUUUCAAGUUCCGUCUUUUUUGAGAAGAAAAGCCAACCCUAAAAAUGUUGUUUCCAUCAUACUGGGAGGAGGUUCUGGUGUUCAACUUUUUCCUCUUACCAAACGAGCUGCUACACCAGCUGUUCCUGUUGGUGGAUGCUACAGGCUUAUAGACAUUCCAAUGAGCAACUGCAUCAACAGCGGGAUCAACAAAGUAUUUGUAUUGACACAGUUCAACUCAGCAUCCCUUAACCAUCAUAUCUCUCGCACCUAUUUUGGAAAUGGCAUCAACUUUGGAGAUGGAUACGUAGAGUUUUGCUGUUUUUUAUAUUGCUUUUGGUUUUUUGUUUAUUUAGUUUUUUGCUUAUGUCUCCUUGAACUCUUGUGUAUUCAGGUUAUUGCUGAUAAUGUUGGUGAUAAUGUUGGUGAUAUUGCCGGUAUGGGAUCCGAUCUAUUUGGUUCAUAUGCAGAGGCAUCUUGUGCUGCCCUUGUUGUUGCUUCCAUCUCUUCUUUUGGGAUAAAUCAUGAGUUCACUGCCAUGUUGUUCCCUCUCAUCAUCAGUUCUGUGGGCCUCCUUGUUUGUUUGCUCACCACCUUAUUUGCAACCGACUUUUUUGAGAUCAAACUUGUAAAGGAAAUUGAGCCAGCAUUGAAAAAACAGCUUGUUAUUUCAACAAUACUGAUGACUGUUGGAAUUGCAAUUGUUAGUUGGAUAGCACUCCCAUCUACCUUCACCAUCUUCAAUUUUGGAGAGCAGAAAGUUGUCAAGAACUGGCAGCUAUUCUUGUGUGUUUCUGUUGGUCUUUGGGCAGGGCUUAUCAUUGGAUUUGUUACUGAAUACUAUACCAGCAAUGCAUACAGCCCUGUGCAAGAUGUUGCUGAUUCCUGCAGGACUGGUGCUGCUACCAAUGUUAUCUUUGGUCUUGCCUUGGGAUACAAGUCUGUUAUCAUUCCAAUUUUUUCCAUUGCAAUUAGUAUUUUUGGAAGUUUCAGUUUUGUUGCUAUGUAUGGUGUUGCUGUUGAUGCACUUGGAAUGUUGAGUACUAUAGCAACCGGAUUAGCCAUCGAUGCAUAUGGUCCAAUCAGUGACAAUGCCGGAGGUAUUGCUGAGAUGGCUGGAAUGAGUCACAGAAUUCGUGAGAGAACCGAUGCUCUUGAUGCUGCAGGAAACACAACUGCUGCCAUUGGAAAGGGGUUUGCUAUUGGUUCUGCCGCCCUUGUGUCUUUGGCCCUUUUUGGUGCCUUUGUGAGCCGUGCUGGUGUUACAACCGUCGAUGUCCUGACUCCCAAGGUUUUCAUUGGUCUGAUUGUGGGCGCCAUGCUCCCUUACUGGUUUUCUGCCAUGACCAUGAAGAGUGUCGGAAGUGCAGCAUUGAAGAUGGUUGAGGAAGUUCGCAGGCAAUUCAACACGAUUCCUGGAUUGAUGGAGGGAACUGCGAAACCUGACUAUGCCACAUGUGUGACAAUCUCCACCGACGCUUCCAUUAAAGAAAUGAUCCCACCUGGUGCCCUUGUUAUGCUAACACCCCUUAUUGUUGGGAUCUUUUUUGGUGUUGAAACACUUUCUGGUGUCCUUGCCGGAUCAUUGGUUUCUGGUGUACAGAUUGCCAUCUCUGCAUCCAACACUGGCGGUGCUUGGGACAAUGCCAAGAAGUACAUCGAGGAACAUCCCACGUCUUUAAUCAAUUUAGGCACACCUUCACAUUCAAAAGCAACUUCACGAAGCAAUGCGAGCUGCUACCGAGGCUGCAAAAGCUGCUACCGAGACUGCACAAAGGAUGGAGAGGGAGAUGAAUGCUUGGAAGGAAUUUAUGAUGAAGAAAUUUGACACUUCAACUUUUGUAUCACAUUCUCAUCAUUAUGAUGACGAUUUGGAUGAUCAAUCAUUAGAUGAAGAUUGAUCUUGUACUUUUAGUAGAACGAAUUAAUCUCGGAUGUGAUUACUUUUUGUGUAUGUUUUUUGAAAGUUAAUGUGGGUAGAACUUUUGUAGUUACUUUCACGAAUGUUUAAAAUUGUUUCCAAAUGUUUUACCAUAAAUA
Molecule: messenger RNA, 2057 nt
Organism: Lathyrus oleraceus (garden pea)
Lineage: Eukaryota; Viridiplantae; Streptophyta; Magnoliopsida; Fabales; Fabaceae
Product: pyrophosphate-energized vacuolar membrane proton pump 1
Exons: 9
Coding region: 1-1845 (614 amino acids)
Biological process (GO): biosynthetic process; proton transmembrane transport
Cellular component (GO): membrane
Molecular function (GO): inorganic diphosphate phosphatase activity; diphosphate hydrolysis-driven proton transmembrane transporter activity
Source: RefSeq, a predicted model, not a curated record